This is a messenger RNA of Anisakis simplex (herring worm), 1557 nucleotides long. The record is from the annotation of a GenBank genome assembly. NCBI's taxonomy places the organism in Eukaryota, Metazoa, Nematoda, Chromadorea, Rhabditida, Anisakidae.
AUGAUGGUGGAAAGGAAGCGGGCUCAGCCACUCUUUCAUUAUCGUCAAAUUCGUCUUUACAUUGGACUUCUUCUGAUGCUUGCCUUCUUCUGCACCGUUUCGAUGCGAACAAAUCUUGGUAUGGCUAUGGUAUGUAUGGUUAAUGCAACAGCAUAUUCCCCAUCAAUCACUCAACUUAACAGAUCCCUCGAAAGUGAUUCUACGAAAUCAGUUUGUCCGAAUCGAGAGGCUGUCUUUGGUGAAAAUGCAACGGCUCUGAGUGAAGCUGGAUAUAAGGGCAGUUUAUUGUGGUCACCGAGUAUGCAAUCUGCAUUAUAUUCGGCAACCUUCUACGGCGGUUUCAUUACGAUAUUCUUCUCGGGGUAUCUGGCCGAUCGUUAUGGACCCAAAUACAUGUUAUUAUUGGCGAUGCUUGAUUAUAUCGUAGUCACAUUAUUCACUCCGUUACUCGCCGAGUUCAACUACUACGCAUUUUUCGUUGCUCGAGUUAUUAUGGGUCUUGGAGAGGGCAUCAUGGUGCCGGCAAUGGCGUCCGUUGCUGGCAUUUGGUUCCCACCAUUUGAACGAAGUACAAUGGCUGCAAUAUACACAUCCGGUAAUCAGUUAGCUGGCACAUUCGGUGUACUCAUCUCAAGUAGACUUUGCGAAGUGGAACAACUCGGUGGAUGGUAUUCCAUAUUCUACAUUUUCGCAAUAUUAGGAUUGUUUUCUGCCGGUCUCUGGUUUGUGGUUUCAUCAAAUUCGCCCAACACUAACCGUUGGAUUUCUGAAGACGAAAAGGCGUACUUGAACCAUGAAAUGGCAUAUCUGGUUGCUAAGAAAAAGAUUCGUUCAAAGGUACCUUGGGUCGCAUUGUUCACUGCUCCGUGUGUGCUCGCAAGUUUUCUAAGUCAGUUCUCGUAUAACUUUCUUCAAACAAUGAUGCAGUCCUACUUGCCAACCUAUUUCAAGGACGCCAUAAUGGUUGACUUGCGGAGCAAUGGCCUAUACACAGCAUUACCGUUUUUCUGUCAACUUGUUUUCAAAAAUCUUUUGGCAGUUUUAUCUGAUCGGCUGAAAAAAGCGCACUUAAUUCAUCCGACAACAGCGUGCAAAAUAUUCCAAACGAUAUUUACAUUUGGUUCGGCAGUUUCGCUUAUUUCACUGGCGUUGUUUGUCGAUUGCACGAAACCAACAUUAGCUGUCGUUUUGCUGGCGUUAACUGCAUCUUGUAUGGCCUCGUCAACACCUGGCUUCCUCACAAGUCUCUUGUGCAUUGCACCAAAAUAUUCAGGCACCAUGGUAUCGUGCUCUAUGGUACUUGGUACGCUAGCGAAUAUUGCUGCACCAAAUAUUAUUGGCGGUUUCAUUCUGAAAACGGGAUCACCUGAGGAAUGGGCAGUUGUAUUCUACGUUUGCGCUGGAAUAUGCAUAUUCGCUGGAAUUGUCUUCCUAAUUUUUGGAUCAAGUGUGGAACAAGAAUGGGCAAAAUCGUCAGUGGCACCAGUCGCUGAGAAACGAGUUCAGAAUGUGGCUGUCGAGGAAGGAUGUGGCCAGUUGGAUACUGUAAAAGUUUGA